Molecule: messenger RNA, 4153 nt
Organism: Caenorhabditis angaria
Lineage: Eukaryota; Metazoa; Nematoda; Chromadorea; Rhabditida; Rhabditidae
Source: the annotation of a GenBank genome assembly
AUGCACGGAAUUCUAAAAUUGCUCACCAUUUUCAUCGCAUUGCUCAUAUUAGUGAAAGCCAACGAGGAUGCGAAGCGAUUGUUCGAUGAUUUGAUGGUGAAUUAUAAUCGACAUCGAAAACCGUCCACUGCGCCUGGAAAACCGUUGACUAUUAAGCUGAAACUUAGGCUAAGUCAGAUUAUUGAUGUGGUAGGUUUUUUGAGGGGGAAAUAUUAUGUUUCUCACAGUCAAAAUAUAGCAUUGCUCAUGUUAAGAUGACGCUCUUAACAUGAACAACCAAAAAUUUCGAUCAGUCAAGGAAUCGAGCCUAGAGAUUUUCAAUACCAAGUAGCGCAUCCUAGAGAUUUUGACUGUCUAGAAGCCGCGCCUAGAGAUCUUGACUGUCUAGGAGCCGCGCCUAGAAAACCAAUAUGGAUAUUCAGCCAAAAAUCAUGUAUUCUAGUUCAAAAUUUCCCAAUUUUCAGCACGAAAUCGAUCAAAUAAUGACUUGUUCAGUGUGGCUGAAACAGACGUGGAUUGAUCCGAAAUUGAAAUGGGAUCCAGUGCAUUAUGGAGGUGUUAAUGUUUUGUAUGUGCCGUAUGAAAUGAUUUGGGUGCCCGAUAUUGUGCUUUAUAAUAAGUGAGUUUUUUAAGGGAAAAAAUCCACGUGGCAACAUGUUUUUGUGUAAACAAAUUGAUCUACACAAUUGUAUGUACCUGUAUGUACCAUCAAUUUUCUCUAGCUGUUUUGUUUCUCUGCGUCUCUAACUAACUGGUUUCUAGACACGACCAUUUACUCCAAUUGCCCCUCGGGUCAGACGAGAGACGACGAGAGUCUGAUGACGUCAUCUGAGACAGAUCGCUUCGAGAUAUUUUUGAGAAAAUAUGUGUCCCUUUGAAAAAAUACCGUAUUUUGUUUCAAGGAACACAACAUGUUUUAUUGAAAAUAUCUCGAAGCGAAAUAAAUUUUCGGAAUUUUUUUGCAAUAAGUACUCUCGUCGUCUGGCGUCUGACUCAACGGGCGCCUUGUAUAGUCGUGUAGAGACUGUAUGUUCCUUUAAUUCUCUGCUAAUUCCAAUUGUUUCGCAGCGCCGACAGCAAUUACAACAUCACAAUCUCCACCAAAGCCACACUUCACCAUAGCGGAGAAGUCACCUGGGAACCGCCAGCCAUUUUCAAAAGUAUGUGUCAAAUUGAUGUGAAAUGGUUUCCCUUUGAUGAACAACAAUGUCAUUUGAAGUUUGGAAGUUGGACAUUUUCCGAUGAAUUGUUGAGUGUUGAAGUCAAUGAGCCGAAUUUGAAAUAUGAGAAAGAGGUUGAUUCGAAUGGUAUUGUUGAUAAUGUUACGAUUGCUGAGGAUGGAAUUGGUGAGAUUUUUUUCGGUAGAAAUUCAAUUUUCUACAAAUUUUGGGUUGAAAAUUGGCUAAACGUCCUUCACAACAGCCCAGAAUGUUGAAUAUGAAAUUUACUCUCUCAAAAACUACUUACCAAAACUUCAAUUCAUUCGAGCGAUCCAAGAAAACCACUAACCGGCGCUUCAACCCUGAAAAAUCGAUUUUCUUUAUUUUCCCCCUAUUUUCAUGAUUUUCUCACAUUUUUUCCAAAAAUCUCCAAGUUUCCUGUGAUGGCCAAUUGGUAAACUAUUUGUUUCCCGUGAUAAACCUGAAAAAAUCAUGUAAAACGUGGAAGAAACAAGAAAAAAGCGAGAAAAAACGAAAAAAAAUAAAAAUACGUGCGCGUCAAAUAAAAUGUUGAGUGUGUGCGUGUGUGUGUGUUUGCACACAUUUAAUGCGAGCUACAGUAACCAGUGCAUUUUUUCCAGUUUUUCAAGCUUAAAAUGAAUAUUUUGCAAGUAAAUUCAGUGAAAAAAUUUUUUUGCAGAUCUCUCCGAUUAUUAUCCAUCAGUUGAAUGGGAUAUCAUGUCAAGAAUCGCAAAACGCCGUGCAAAAAAUUAUCCGAGUUGCUGUCCACAAAGCGCCUAUAUCGAUGUUACUGUAAGUCCCCCUUUAAUUCUGAAAAAAAAUAAUUUGAUACAGUACUACCUGCUGCUCCGUCGCAAGCCGCUCUUCUACACGGUGAAUCUGGUGUUUCCCUGUGUCGGAAUCUCGUUUUUAACAAUUUUGGUAUUUUAUUUGCCAUCGGAUUCUGGAGAAAAAGUCACAUUGUGUAUUUCGAUUUUGGUCGCCUUAACCAUCUUUUUCCUUCUACUGGUAAGCACUACAGUACACCUUUAUGUGCCUUUAAAAAUCCGAAAAUUUUAGACUGAAAUCAUUCCGGCCACUUCAAUCACUUUGCCACUUAUUGGAAAAUAUCUGCUAUUCACUAUGGUUAUGGUAACACUGUCUGUGGUGGUUACUGUAGUUUGUAAGUGCCAAAAUCGUGAUCUACGUGGAAUUUUAGGCUGGAUAGAAGUUGUCCCGUCAUUUUUGGAGAUGUGGCCUAGAAAUCCAAAAAUUUGGUUUUCUAGGCCACUAUCCCAAAACCUCGUCCCCUGGGUCAAUUUCCGACGCUGAUUUCAAAUUUUCAGCUCUCAACCUCCAUUUCCGCACGCCAACCACUCAUUUGAUGCCGAAUUGGGUGAAAAAUGUGUUUCUGAAAUGGCUGCCAAAGAUGUUGUUCAUGCGCCGACCUUUAGAUGAAUAUCAGGAGAAAUUUGAUGAGAAGAAGAAGAAAUCCAAGGGAAAAGGUGAGAUUUUUGAGUUUGCUCGCAAAAUUUUGAGGGGAAAUCAAGUUGUCCGAAAACUGUGGGUCAAUUUUGAGUUCAUGGCCUAGAAAAUCAAUUUUUGUCGGAUCCUAGGCCACGGUCUCAAAAUUGAGCUAGAAAACCCGGAAAACCAGUGUCUAGACCCAAAUUUCGCAAGAAUCAUCAAUUACGAGCUCGUAAAUGACUGGAUGGCCUAGAAAACCAAUUUUUGUCGGAUCCUAGGCCACGGUUGAGCCAGAGAACCGGGAGACGAUUUUCCUAGACCAGAUUUUUGCAAGGAUCAUGAAUUUCAAGAUGUUGAAUUAUAGUGUGGCCUAGAAAACCAAUUUUUGUCGGAUCCUAGGCCACGGGCUCAAAAUUGAGCUAGAAAACCCGGAAAACUCAGCGUCUAGACCCAAAUUUCGCAAGAAUCAUCAAUUACGAGCUCGUAAAUGACUGGGUGGCCUAGAAAACCAAUUUUUGUCGAAUCCUAGGCCACGGUUGAGCUAGAAAAUCCAGAAACCCAGUGUCUAGACUCAAAUUUCACAAGAAUCAUCAAUUACGAGCUCGUAAAUGACUGGCUGGCCUAGAAAACCAAUUUUUGUCGGAUCCUAGGCCACGGUCUCAAAAUUGAGCUAGAAAACCCGGAAAACCAGUGUCUAGACCCAAAUUUCACAAGAAUCAUCAAUUACGAGCUCUUAAAUGACUGGGUGGCCUAGAAAACCAAUGUUUGUCGGAUUCUAGGCCACGGUCUCAAAAUUGAGCUAGAAAACCCGGGAAAAUUAGUGUCUAGAUCCAAAUUUCACAAGAAUCAUCAAUUACGAGCUCUUAAAUGACUGGGUGGCCUAGAAAACCAAUUUUUGUCGGAUCCUAGGCCACAGUUGAGCUAGAAAACCGGGAGACGAUUUUCCUAGACCAGACUUUCACAAGAAUCAUCAAUUACGAACUCUUAAAUGACUGGGUGGCCUAGAAAACCAAUUUUUGUCGGAUCCUAGGCCACGGUCUCAAAAUUGACCCGGAAAACCAGUGUCUAGACCCAAAGGAAUUCGAAGAAAAUUGUUGAAUUUCAGACGGCAAAAUCGCUCUAAACGUACACGCUCACCGUGUCUCAAAAGACGUCGGACACAAGCUGAAAAACGCGACAAUCGAUGACUCGAUUCAAAAAUUGUACUAUUCGCCACAAGUCGUCAAGGCUUUCGAGAACAUUUGUUUCAUCGCCGAAUUGUUGAAGAAAAAAGAUCGAGACGAUAAAAUCGACGAGGAUUGGAAGUAUGUGGCGAUGGUUUUGGAUCGCCUGUUUUUGCUCAUUUUUUCGAUGACCUGCUUCAUUGGAACUAUUAUUAUUUUGAUGAGGGUACGGUUUUGGCGCGCUAAAAAAUUACUCAAAAUUAAUUUCAGGCUCCCACACUUUUCGACGACCGCAAACCCAUCGAUCUACAGUAUCGUCCUGGAAAUUUCAGCGCCAAUGAGACGAGAGCUCUUGGAUUUUGA